Lodderomyces jiufengensis is the source of this 1050-nucleotide messenger RNA. RefSeq lists its product as uncharacterized. The record is from RefSeq and is a predicted model, not a curated record. Lineage: Eukaryota; Fungi; Ascomycota; Pichiomycetes; Serinales; Debaryomycetaceae. The coding region runs from base 1 to 1050 and encodes 349 amino acids. The transcript has a single exon.
AUGUCUUUCAAAUUCCCAUCAUUUGAUUUAAAAUCAAUUCAAGAUUCUUUACCAACUGUUGAUCAAGUUCGUGAAACUUUUUCCAAAGUGACUCCAUCAAAUGCAACAAUUGAUCAAUUUAAAGAAUCUAUACAACAAACCACAAACAAAAUAAAUGAUCAAUUAAAACAAGUUCAAAAUUUAGCUAAUAUCAAUAAUAACAAUAAUAUAGAAAUUAGUGAAUUACCACCAGAUUAUUUACAAUUAGAAAUUAAUUGUGAUUUAUUAUUGAAAUUAUAUACUGAUUUAAUCACAUUUACAAAUGAAACUUAUAAUGAUGUAAGUUAUGAUUAUCCACCUGCAAAUUAUACAAUAAAUAAAAUAAGAGAUGCUCAUGUUGGAGACAUGAUUAGUUCAAAAUUUAAUCAAUUGAAAAAUGUAUCAUCACCACAAGAAUUAGAAAAAGUCUUGUUGGGUACUAAUGAAGAUAAUUCAAAAGCUGAUAUUACAAUUCAACCAACUUCACCAGAUUUACCAAAAACCUUAUUUGGACAUUUAAGUGAAAUUUUAUCAAAACAUUCUCAAGAAUUAACAAAACAAUCAACUCAAUCGGAUGAAAUAAAUUCAAAUAAAUUAUCAUUUAUAUUAAUGCAAAUUUCUUCCACUUAUCAUGAAAUUGGAAGUUCAAGAUUAGAGCAAGAUCAGAAAAUUAUGAAUCAAUUAAACCAAGAAUUAGUUGAUAUUUUAAAUAAACAAUUUAUAAAAGUUAAUGAAUUAAGAAAAAAAGUUUAUUUAACAAGAUCACAAUUCGAUCAAUUAAGAUUUAAAUAUGAAACCACUGAUCCAGAAAAUGAAGAGUUAAUUUCAAAAGAAGAUGAAUUAGUUGGGGCUACUGAAUUAGCAGUUAUUGAAAUGAAAAAAAUCUUGAAACCUUCUAAAAAUGUGAACUUGUUGAAAGUUUUAGUACAAGCUCAAAAGGAAUAUUUUGAAUUUGGUUCAAAAAAAUUAGGUGAUUUAUUGACUAAUUUAGAUAAAGUUUCAAAAGAAGUUGAAAAAGAUGAUGAAGAAUAA